Molecule: messenger RNA, 5736 nt
Organism: Colossoma macropomum (tambaqui)
Lineage: Eukaryota; Metazoa; Chordata; Actinopteri; Characiformes; Serrasalmidae
Product: stereocilin
Exons: 29
Biological process (GO): cell-matrix adhesion
Cellular component (GO): kinocilium; cell surface; stereocilium tip
Source: RefSeq, a predicted model, not a curated record
UACCCCCGCAGAGAGCAACCAUCUCCAGAAAGAACACCAGAUCAACAAAUCCAUUCAGUUGUACGAGGUAUUGUUGGAGGUCUCAAGUCUCUGGGACUUUUGCCCAAGAAGACCAUGGGUCUACCACCUCUUAACAAGCCACUUGAUCGGAACAGACUCUCGGGAUUUCUCUACAACAUCUCCAUGUACCUUCAGGAGAUGAGUGCUGAGCUAGAUGAUGAUCAGCAGACUCUCAGUGAUGAUCAAUUUUGGGAGAACUUGUUGUACUCUUUCCUUCAGUCUGAUGGAAGAACUCCACUUGGACAGUGGGAUGGGAGGGUUCCUCCAAGGCCGAGCUUCAAACUCCAGGAUCUAUUUUUGUCUCUAAGAGGAAGUCCACACUGGGAUGGAUUACUGGGGCUGGUGCAGAGCAUCCUAACUUUUAUAGAGCGCCAGCCACAAAGGCCUAUCCUGACAUUUGUGUCACAACACUGGAAGACCAUCAGCGCUUUGCUUGACAUGGCUCUGCAGGCUCUGGUCAGUGGGACCUAUGGCCAAGCUAGCGCGGGCCUCCAGGGAUUUAUUUGUGUCCUGAAAGGACGAACUGAUUGCUCCUUCAACUUGAGCUGGUUGCAGCAGCUCCUUACGUUUCUGGAAACGAGGAACUGGAAACCUGUGGUCAACCUGCACCCUGCAAGUGUAGCUGUCGACCACAGGGAUGGUGCUCUCUCGACAGGACGUUUUAAGCCGUUUAGCGUUCCACCCGAGGUCUUACGUGAGGAGAACCUUUAUGUGAGCAAUGCGUCCCAUGAGACGGAGAGGCUCACCUCUCUGCAAAAGCUGCUCCUGCAGGCCCUGUCAAGGUCAAACGUUGGAGAGAGGGCUGUGCAGUUUGCAGAGCAUAACCCUGCCCUCCUGCAGGGUCUUGAUGGCCUAAGGCGUGGACUUCUGCACAGAGUGGGCAGCACUGUGUAUGGUAACCUGAGGAGGAAGGUGUCACGUGUGACCAUGGCGCUGCUGGAUGAUCUAGGGAGCAUGGUGGGGGAGCCACAGUCCAGUCAACAGGGACGAUGCUCAGUGGGUGACCUCAGGCAAUUAAUUUUGUGGGGUAUCAGGCAUAAUCUGACAUGGAAUGCUCAAGCCAUGGGUUUCACCUCAGAAGGUUUACCCAGUAGGCCGGCUUUCAUGUCCUGUGUAUCACCGGAUGAGGAUAAAUCCAAUUCAAGACAGUCAUCGAAAAGAUCUAGACUUCUCCAGCCUCAGCUGACAAAUCAUGAUCACACAGACACAACAGACAUCCCAGCCUCAGAGAUUCUGGAGGCCGCAUGCAAUGCCUCUAUACCCGGCCUCACUGGAGUUUCAAAUUUCACCGUCUUCCUCUACUGUAACCUUUUCGAGGGUGGUGAGGCCACUGUGGACCCAGAGGUCAGCCAUGCAAUGCCUGACUUGCAUGCUAGUUGCUCUAAUGCAGCGUGGUACCUCUCUGCUGCAGAGGAAGAUUUCCUGUGGGUACAUGUGUGCAGCGAGUUCUUUGCACAAGAAUUCAAUAAUACAGUGUGUGCCAACUCAUCCUUCUGGCUUCAGCGAGCCCAUCAGGCUGCUAUUUCCAAGGAUUACCACAACUUCAACCAGUCAAGCAUUGAUGACCUCUGCCUACAGCUAUCCGCAGACAUUUCUGCAAGCUCUGCAGCUGAUGCAGCUGAGGACUGCUUAGCGAUGCUCAGCACCAGAUCUCUGAGUGCCCACGAUUUUAGGAGGUGCUUUCUGCCCAAUGAUUCCGCUCUGAUCUCGGCCUUGUGCGGCAACGGCUCCUCUCCGUUACCCCACGAUGGCUGGGCAGCAGAGUACUGCUCUAAAGUCCUGCCCAAAGACUCCCACCCUGACUCCAAAGAAAGACCUUGUGACUUCUCAAGCUGGACCGCAGAUCUUUUCACCAACUCCACUAUGCUGGAACUCUGUGGAGACACUGUAGGUCUGAGGGAUUAUGUUUGCAAGAACAUAAGUCGGUACCUCUUGCUGGUCCGUAAGCAGCCUUUACUGUUAGACUACUGCAACCCCAACUUGGAACCAAAGCAGAAAAGCAAGUGUGUCCUCCAGCAGCUGUUUGAUAUGCUGCCUGCCCCGUAUGACUUUGACACAUCUCAGCUAUGUGUGAACCCUAUGCCCAUUCUGCAGGAGGCCCUGCACAAGCUAAGUCUUUGCGAGGGGGUGGUGGAUGAGCGUGUGGGCUGGCUGGCUACUGUAAGCUACGUGCUCCGAGUGCUGGAUUUUGUCGUGGGACUGUCCGCAGGCUUGGAAGAGGGAGAACGUGAGGUGCGCCAAGGCCUUGGUCAAGCUAUUCUUCUCUCUAGCCUACUGGACAAUGCCUCCUUUUGGGCAACCCUCAAGCCGGAUGCAUCUGUCAGUGUGCUCCAGACUGUUGGUGUCUUUCUCAGGCGAGAGCGGAACCCCUCGCUUAAGGAGGACCUUCUUAGCUGUUUUAGCCCCGUUCUGUGGGACCUCAUUCAGAAGGUGGACAACUCAUCUGCCCUGAGGUUUCUAAUACAGGAAUACCUCCAGAUGCCAAGGGAAAGCAUACGCUCUCUUGUGCUGUCUGCAGAAAAGGACGCAGUGAAAAGGUUCCUAUCUCAUGUCCAUCAGAGCUGGGACCAGCUCCAAGUGGAAACAAUACAGACUUCCCCAAAGGAGCAGGAGGCCAUGGAGACCAUGACUGCAGCCUUCAUCCACAAAUUCCCACGUGUUACGCCAGAACUAUUUGUUGACCUCUCACAGUUCAUCCCAUACAUGUCUGUAUCAGACAUAAUGAGCUUCCCAGCAUCUCUGAUAGUCAACGACAGUGUGCUGACAGCUAUUCGCGAUCACAGCUCUGAGAUGAAGUCCCCUCAGAAGCAAGCUUUUGCAAAACGCCUCCUACAGUCAAGUGUGGUGGGAGAUGUCCCCUCCUGGCCACCAUACUUCCUCACCUCCAUUCUUCCUCUGCUCCCACACCUCCCUGUCAGCCACUUCCAGCAGCUUACAUCCCAGCAGCUCAGCCCUCUAGUGGAAUUUUUGGCGAACAGCAGCUUGGAUGCCACACGGGGGCGCCAUGUGCUUCGCACCCUGUUCAGCAAGAGGAAGAAUCUCACCAGUGAAACAGUAAUGAGGCUAGGCAUCCUAAUAUGUUACCUGAAUUCAGAGGAAUUGCACCGUUUCCUGUCUACAUCGCCUGUCUCACCUGCUCUGUGGCAGCAGCUUGCAAAAUGUGUUUCAGAGGGCCAUGUCAGCGGAAGUGGCAGACUUUCACAUUGGCUGGGCCUCACUUUUAAAUCUCUGAACACCAGUGUCUUGUCUUCUUCGGAACUGGCCUCUCUGCAUGGGGUGUUACCUCAGCUGGGGGCUUCAUUCUUGCAGACUCUGUCUUCUUCUGAACUGUUGGAACUCUUCUCUCUGCCUGGUAUACCCACUUUCCCACCUGCACAGGCCUUCCAGAUUCUCAGCAAAAUAGCCCAAGAAACAAACAUCAGUGCCAACACAUUAUGUAGGCUGAGGCCAUUAUUAUCAGGUUUGGCUCCCGCCUUCUUGAGAAACCUGAGUGUACCUGACAUGAUGGGAACAUCUGAUUGUCAGUGCUGGAACUCUCUGCUGACUGAGCUGCGGCCUGCCCAUCGCGCAAUGGUCUACAGCGCAAUACAACAGGCUCUGGAAAAUUCAUCGGGAAACAUCACCCUGUACCUGCACUGCCUUCUACCUGUUAUUUCUCUGAAAAAACUGGCAACGGAACUCAAUGGGCACAUCAUCAUUCGCCACAUUUCUCUAUACAAGAACAUGCCCUGGUCUCAUCAGCAGGCUCAGCUGCUUUUCAAAAUGAUUCAGCAUACGGAAAACAUCACCAGAGAGACAGUACUACGUUUGGGUCACAUUGCAAGCGGCAUGAGCUGUAAUAGGCUACGGCUUUGGGCCAAUGAAUCAGACUUCUCUGAAUUGUUGCAGUUUAUCACGGAAUUGCCAGGAGGACUGAGGCCAGCUCUGAGGAAGUGUGUGGUGGAGGAGCUUCGGAAGAGGCCGAAUAUGGAUCUGAACGGCAUCAACCCUUUAUUUGCUGCAGGAUUACCAGUGCUGAUGAUGGAGCGCCUGUCCAACACCUCACUCAGGGCCAUCCUGAACCACGUCCGACGACACUUUAUCGAUUUCCUGCAGCUUCCGCGACACAAGCAGAUGGCCUUGGCUGAGAAAGCUAUUGAUGUUCUUGGUAUUUCUGAGGACCAUCUCUCUGGAACCUCAAUGGACCUGCUGGGUCCUCUGCUGCUUUUCCUGGACAGGGAUGCGCUGGCCCAGGUGGACAGAGAGGCUCUGAAGCUGCGAUUAGAAGAUCUGAGACAAUACUGCAUGCCUUCUGAUUUCUUCAGAGAAAUGGCUGCCCUGCUUACAGAGAGGAGCAUGCUGGGAGAGCCAAAAUCAUGGACAGUGGGGGAUGUUGAACAUGUAGGCCGGCUAGUGUUCACCCUGUCCCCACAACAGAUACGAUCUCUACCACUGGAUGAUUUAGGCAAAGACACAGUCGAGCAAAUUCUGCAGAGUCAGUGGCACUGGAAGGACUCUGCUCUUGGUAAAGUGUGCGCCGACCUGAAAGGAUUAAAAGACAAGAUCUAUAGCCUCAUUCACAAGAUUAGAAAGGUCUGUAUGUGUUUAUCAGAGCCAACUCCCAGCUGUGCGGACGUCAGAGGAACCUUCCCCUCGGCCUGGCGCUGGUAUCAGCUGAGUCGAAUGAAGAGAAGGGAGCUGGAGGAUUGUGUUGAGUUUAUGGGUCAGGAUGGUUCACUGGAUGCUGAGCAACGUGGGGUGCUGUGGGCAGAACUCAGACCGCUUUAUAAGCCGGUUAAGGCUCUCAGGGCGGAGCAGCUGUUGGAGCUGGGCUGUAUCGUCACUGAGAUGGGUGAGAGAGAGCUGCAAGCUGCCAACCUAUCUGACCUAGCUGUGGUAGCCUAUCUUGGGAGCUUUGAGGAGUGGAGCACAAAGAAAAUGAGAGCAGCUUUACAGGGAAUAAUGAGACGCCGUAAACAGAAGCCAGAAGAGCUUGGAGUGGUGGAGCUGGUUUCUCUUGGUUAUCUGCUUUGUGGCUUCAGCUCAUCAGAAAUCUCCCAUCUGGACCCUUCUAACCUGAGUGUGGCAGCUUUCUUUCUGAGGGAGACGGUCCUGCCAUGCUCUGAAGAGCAGAUUGCAGCCCUAACUGCCCGACUGUCCAGCCCACUGGGCUUCGGCCCAGUCAGCAACUGGGGCUCUGAGGUCUUCACUGAGAUCGGGACUCUAGCAGCUGGACUGGAUGACAUGGUGUUGUCUGCCCUCAUAAAGGAACAAAUGGAAGGACUGACCCCAGCAGCAAUAGCCCUGAUCCCCCCAAGAAAGAUGGCUGUGGUGUUUAGUGCUACCCAGCUCUCCUGGCUCAGUGCUGAACAGGCGUGGGCUGUGACGGAGGAGCAGUGGGAGGAACUGGACAGUGAGCAGAAGCAGGCCUUAAACAUGGCACAGUAUGAAGGCGAGGUCAUGCUCGGACACAGAGGCUAUGGUAUGGUGUUCGGCGGAGACGUCGGCGUGUCGGUUGCUGAGAACGAGCCUGCGUGCCGUCGCUGGGUCGCUCCGUCGACGCAGCUCUCCGCAACGCCUCUUCAGCUCGCUCGCCCCCAGCACCACACGGACUCCCGGCUGAAGGGAUGCCGCUGUCCGCGUAAGCAGCUUCGGGGAGCCGCUAGUGCCGCUCGCUCGCACCUUAACGCGGUUUAG